CCUUUGCCACUAGCCCAUCAGUGCAAGUCUAGACGAUGAGUCACAGGCGUUAUUGAAUGCACUUUCAGAUAAGGAACAUGCUUGUUGUUAAUUACAUGAAAUCUUAGUUUCUCGCCGUCGUCAUAGCAAAUAGGCCUAAUGUGCGUAAAAACUUGGACAUCGGCUUGUUUUUUUUGGAUUAACAAUACAUUUUAUUAACUGUCUAUUACUUUGAAAUUGGUCGCACGGUGACUAUUUAACUUUGAACCAUGGCGAUUGCACACGUUGCUACAGAAUACGUUUUCUCCGACUUUUUAUUGAAGGAUCCAACAGAGUCGAAGUACAAAGGAGUGCGUCUGGAGCUGGCGGUAGACAAAAUAGUAACUUUCAUCGCGGUUGGUCUCCCUUUGUUACUUAUUUCCCUCGCGUUUGCCCAGGAGGUGUCAGUAGGUGAGUUGAAUUACUGAUAGAUUAUCAGAACACACGCUAAAAUGUUUAAAUCGGUCGAAUAAAGCAUCUGGGUCAAACAUAGAAAUUGAUAAAAUAGUAUUCUCUGUAGAAUUGAGCGCACGCACUACAUCAGAGCAGACUAGCGGGUUCUCUCGGCGAACAAACUCUGUCUUUCUUUGUUUAGUUUCUUGCAGUCCAUUGCAGUCAAGCACUGUAGGCCUAAACAAUAAAACACUGCUUCAAUGAUUUCAGUGCCAACAUUUACACGAAUGGAUUCUUACAUUCUCGUCAGAUGAAUGAUCUCGUAAACAUGUCUAAUCCCUGGGUCGUUCUUUGUCUGCUCCAUAGAGCCCAUAACUAAAAUUCAGACCACCACCGUCUGUCAAAGGAAAACAGGCAAUUUCACUGAAAUGUGUCGCCCCUGAUUAACCUAUCCAAUAUUGUUAAAUGUUUAUCUUGUUAAAACAGCUGUGUUGCUUGUCCCUCAAAAUGUAGUCUUAGUUACAUUUUAGCCUUCUUGUCUUGUAUGUUGUUCGAGAGCAGGCUCACAGCGCCGCCAACCUGCGUGAAGCAGUUAGAUUGUAGUUAUUUGAAAAUGACUCAACAACCUCGUAAACAAAUCCACACGGCCACACCCCUCCUUUCACUGCUUUUCAUAUUUGAUCCUUUCUCAGUUGUAGUAGGCUCUAAAAUUAUUUAUACUGAAUAAAGUGACUGAGAGGUAGCAGGUAGAUAAACAGGUUCGUGAGUAAAAGAUGUAGCCUAAUAGAUUAAUAAAAUCAUGGGGAAAUAAUUUCUAAUGCUGAGUCACAGGCUAAUUCUCACUUGGCAGUGUGUUAAAGGGUUACACAUCAAGCAAAUAACUAGGAUACAGUGGAAAUCAAUGUAUUUUUACCGUCCAUCCUCAGCACUAUGGGACAACAACAAGUGGCCUGUUCUAACCCUGUCCUCCAAUCCCUUUAUGUCUGAAUGCAGGUACCCAGAUCAGCUGUUUUGCCCCUACGAACUUCUCGUGGCGACAGGCGGCCUAUGUUGACUCCUUCUGCUGGGCUGCGGUGCAGGAGCAGCAACCCAGUGUUGAUGGAAUCAAGGGCGCGCCCCUAUGGCUGCACAAGGUACAGACCCUCCUCAGUUAGCCAAGACCAAUAUGGGGACGUGCCCUGUGUCCCAAUUCUCCUACCUUUCUCAAAGUGUGCAUUUGUCCUCUUCUCCCCUUGCACAACUCACAAGUGCUUACUUACUGUAGGGCAGAACAUAGAGAAUUGGGACACAUAGGUGGACUGUGUGGAUUCAACAUACAAAAAGCCAUAAUGUAGUGUAGUAAUGUGGGUCAGUGGUCGGAGCAAAGGGGAGCUUCAGUCAGUGUGAGUGAGAUUGACCUGUUAAUGUGGCCCUAACAGUUAUGGCUGCAUGGGGAGUUGUGGAAUAACGCUUCUCAUUGGUAAACACAACGCAGCAUUACAUUUAGAAUAUUUAUGAUUGCAAUACCCACCUGAGCUCUCAGGAGGGUUUAAAUCAGGCCAGACUGUCAAGUAGAGUCAACACUAUUCAUCUACAUUAAAGCCCUGUUACCAUGGCCUCUACAAUUAUAAUUAUGCAGCCUCUUCUCAGACGACUGGGAGAGAUACUCAGAGUGUUUCUUGAUGAAGUGAAUAAUAUCUCCAUAUGCAGGUUCAAUAAUAAUCAAAUCAAAUCAAAUUGUAUUUGUCACAUGCGCCGAAUAUAACAGGUGUAGACCUUACAGUGAAAUGCUUACUUACAAGUCCUUAACCAACAAUGCAGUUUUAAGAAAAAUAAGUGUUAUGAAAGUAUUUACUAAAUAAACUGAAGAGAAAAAAAAGAAGAAGAAAAAGAGCAACAAUAAAAUGACAGUAACGAGGAUAUAUACAGAGGUAAUUAAGGUAAUAUGUACAUGUAGGUAAAGUGACUAUGCAUAGAUAAUAAACAGAGAGUAGCAGCAGCGUAAAAAUGGGGUGGGGGGUCAAUGCAAGUAGUCCGGGUAGCCAUUUAAUUAGCUGUUCGGGAGUCUUAUGGCUUCGGGGUAGAAGCUGUUAAGAAGCCUUUUGGACCUAGACUUUGCACUCCGGUACCGCUUGCCAUGCUGUAGCAGAGAGAACAUUCUAUGAUUAGGGUGGCUGGAGUCUUUGGCAAUUUUUAGGGCCUUCCUAUAGUAAUAUCUCUAUAAUGCAUGUCAUUAUGUUAUAAUCUGUCCUUGUAGUCGAGGCAUUACAAUUCCCACCGGUGAGAAAGAGAAUUUAACAUCUAAAUUGGAGUGACAUUUCUCAAAACUUUUCCAAACCGUGAGUCACAACUCAUUCAUCAUAGGUCCAGGUGUAUUAAUUUGGUUUACUUCUGUGGCUCAUACCAAUGUGGGUCACACCAAUCUUCUUUAUUUUCCACAGUCAGUUCAUGUGGAUUGGUCAUCUUUCUGGUUCUCAUAUUUAAAGGAGUCAUGCAAUUCUUGCUUUCUUUUUGGUUCCCUCUCACCUGCUUUUAUUCCCCUCUGCCCUACACCUCCAGUUCUUCCCCUACAUCCUCCUGUUGUUGGCCAUCCUCAUGUACAUCCCUGCUCUGUUCUGGCGCUUCACGGCCACCCCCCACCUCUCCUCUGACCUCAACUUCAUAAUGGAAGAGCUGGACCGCUCCUAUAACCGAGCCAUCAGACUGGCCAAGAGCCUGGCCUCAUCUAUAGACACCAAAAAAGUAUCUGACGACUCCCCCAGGUAAACACUGCACUAGGACCUUGAACACUCCAUCAACUUUAGAUUAUUUAGGUUCAUUCUUUCUCUCUUCCACAUGUGCUCAAAGACUCCUAAGGGCCAGAUGUACUAAACGUUUGCACUCUUUUUUCAAAAGUGAUAAUAAAGUUUUGGAUAUAAGAUAGUAUAGUGAUAAUGGCUGGUUCCGAAUAACUAAUAAUGGAACCUAUAGAGAUCAAAUGAAUUUUUAUUUGCUUACGCUAGCCUACUAGCUAUGCAGUCUGAAACAAUGUUGGACUGAUCUAGUUAAAACAGCAGAGAGAGUUGUUUGCCUGCGGAGGUGAACCUUGCGUUUCUCCCCCUUUAGUUUUAUUAAAAGGAUGGCUUAGUGUAGAAACACAAGCAUGACCUUUUCAGAACAGCUACUGUUGCCUCACACAAUGUUCUCAUUUCCAGAUGUCCAUCAAUGGAGUGUAGUGCCAUCAGAGGACAAAGAGUUCAUAUGACAGCUUGUGAGAAACUCUGUGAGAAUUUUAGAUGAGAUAAAAUGCUCAAUAUUUUUCAUUGACAGGGUCAGAAUGAAAGAGAGAGAAACCUUAUUAACCAGAAGAACAGGUAGUAAGAAAUUGACUGAUUUGAAAAAAAGAGUUGAAAUAAUUUGUUUGGCUUCGCAGCAGUGGAGACUAUGCUGAACCCAGCCAGGCUAUCAGAUACAGUGUGUCUCUUUGUCUGAACUGUGAUAUAGGCAGAGCUGUUCAUUAGAUCAGCAAUAGACAGUGCUCAACUCUAUUUUCUUCAAUAAACAGUGCUUAGAAGAAUGCUACAAUAGCCUAGGGUCAAAUUGCAUAGUACAACUAUUAAAAAAAUAUCCAGCACUCACUUGAUGAAGUUGCAUCAAUUCUUUUUUUUAAUGUACUGCACGCAUACACUACCGGUCAAAAGUUUUAGAACACCUACUCAUUCAAGGGUUUUUCUUUAUUUGUACUAUUUUCUACAUUGUAGAAUAAUAGUGAAGACAUCAAAACUAUGAAAUAACACAUAUGGAAUCAUGUAGUAACCAAAAUCCAGGCUCUGUCGUAGCCGGCCGUGACCGGGAGACCAAUGGGGCGGCGCACAAUUGGCCCAGCGUCGUCUAGGGUAGGGGAGGGAAUGGCCGGCAGGGAUGUAGCUCAGUUGGUAGAGCAUGGCGUUUGCAACGCCAGGGUUGUGGGUUCGAUUCCCACGGGGGUAUGAAAAAAUAAAUAAAUAAUAUAAGUCGCUCUGGAUAAGAGCGUCUGCUAAAUGACGUAAAUGUAAAUGUAAAAAAGUGUUAAACAAAUCAAAAUAUAUUUUAUAUUUGAGAUUCUUCAAAUAGCCACCCUUUGCCUUGAUGACAGCUUUGCACACUCUUGGCAUUCUCUCAACCAGCUUCACCUGGAAUGCUUUUCCAACAGUCUUGAAGGAGUUCCCACAUAUGCUGAGCACUUGUUGGCUGCUUUUCCUUCACUCUGCGGUCCGACUCAUCCCAAACCAUCUCAAUUUGGUUGAGCUCAGGGGAUUGUGGAGGCCAGGUCAUCUGAUGCAGCACUCCAUCACUCUCCUUCUUGGUAAAAUAGCCCUUACACAGCCUGGAGGUGUGUUGGGUUAUUGUCCUGUUGAAAAACAAAUGAUAGACCCACUAAGCUCAAACCAAAUGGGAUGGCAUAUAGCUGCAGAAUACUGUGGUAGCCAUGCUGGUUAAGUGUGCCUUGAAUUCUAAAUAUAUCACAGACAGUGUCACCAUCAAAGCACCCCCACACCAUAACACCUCCUCCUCAAUGCUUUACGGUGGGAAAUACACACCGUUCAUCCGUUCACCCACACAGCGUCUCACAAAGACACGGCGGUUGGAACCAUCAGACUCAUCAGACCAAAGGACAAAUUUCCACUGGUCUAAUGUCCAUUGCUCGUGUUUCUUGGCCCAAGCAGGUCUCUUCUUCUUAUUGGUGUCCUUUAGUAGUGGUUUCUUUGCAGCAAUUCGAGCAUGAUGAAGGCCUGAUUCACACAGUCUCCUCUGAACAGUUGAUGUUGAGAUGUGUCUGUUACUUGAACUCUGUGAAACAUUUAUUUGGGCUGCAAUUUCUGAGGCUGGUAACUCUAAUGAACUUAUCCUCUGCAGCAGAGGUAACUCUGGGUCUUCCAUUCCUGUGGCGGUCCUCAUGAGAGCCAGUUUCAUCAUAGCGCUUGAUGGUUUUUGCAACUGCACUUUAAGAAACGUUCAAAGUUCUUUCUAAUUUCAUCUAAUGAUGGACUGUUGUUUCUCUUUGAUUAUUUGAGCUGUUCUUGCCAUAAUAUGGACUUGGUCUUUUAUCAAAUAGGGCUAUCUUCUGUAAACCCCCCCCCCCCCCCCCCUACCUUGUCACAACACAACUGAUUAGCUCAAAUGCAUUAAGAAGGAAAUAAAUUCCACAAAUUAACAUUUAAGAAGGCACACGUGUUAAUUGAAAUGCAUUUUAGGUGACUACCUCAUGAAGCUGGUUGAGAGAAUGCCAAGAGUGUGCAAAGCUGUCAUCAAAACAAAUAUAUUUUGAUUUGUUUAACACUUUUUUGGUUACUACAUGAUUCCAUAUGUGUUAUUCCAUAGUUUUGAUGUCUUCACUAUUAUUCUUCAAUGUAGAAAAUAGUACAAAUAAAGAAAAACCCUUGAAUGAGUAGGUGUUCUAAAACUUUUGACCGGUAGUGUACGUACAAGCACGCUCAAAUGACGUUCAUGUAGGUUAGCUCAGAGAUAUUACCUAAAAUACACAAAAUAAAUGUAACGCAACUGGAUAAUGGGAGUGCUGGCCCCUUUAUCUAGAACAUAUACUAUCCGGCUCCACCUAAUCUCCCUGUGGUGUGUUGUGAUGGCAGUGCCCUGGACCUGACUGAGGGCUGCUUUAAAUACCCCCUGGUGGAGCAGUACCUGAAGACCAAACGUUUCUCCCGCUGGCUGGUGGUGAAGUACCUGGCGUGUCGGGUGAUUACUCUGCUCACCCUGCUGCUGGCCUGCCUCUACCUUGGCUACUACAUCCGCCUGGCCUCCAUCACCGAUGAGUUUGCCUGUGACGUGAGGACGGGGUUGCUGAGGAACAACAGUGCUGUUCCGGUGGCGGUGCAGUGUAAGCUGGUGGCGGUAGGGGUGUUCAGGCUGCUAAGCUACAUCAACCUGGGGGUGUACAUCCUGCUGUCUCCCCUGGUGGUGUACGCUACACUGGGCCCGGCCAGACAGAGCUCCCGCUUCCUCCGGCCCUACGAGAUGUUGCCAGCCUUCGGCGCUCUGGACCUGGACACACCCUUCUACAAUGACCUCAGCAUGUACCUGCUCUUCCUGGAGGAGAACCUCAGUGAGCUUAAGUCCUAUAAGUGUCUGCAGGUGGGUAACAACACUGCAAUUUGUGUUUAGUCAAAUUAUAUGGUCAUUCAGCAGUGACCAUGUGUUGCCCAUUUGGGUUUUUAAGUAAUAAUUUACAAGCAUUGUGAUCCCAACUAAGUGACUAAUUGAAACCACAAUAGAUUACAAUGGAUUGCACUGUCUUUGGGUAGUGUCCACUUUGGAAAAUAUGUUUGGAAUUAUGUUAUCCUGUAGAGACAUUAUUUAAUGUCUGGUAUUACCUUGAGGUAUCAGCAUGUCUAUUUAUGUGCUGUGUAUCAUUUGAUACAGGUCCUGGAGCUGCUGAGAGAGGGAGGUGGUGAGGCCUUUGACACCAUGUGUCUGCUGCAGACUCUGGGACAGGUUAAGACAGAUGUGGUGGAUGGGAAAAAAUCCACUUCAUACCAGGACAGCAAAGACAGCACCAAGCUUGGAGAGGAGGAGGACACAAACUCAUCUGAGCUGAGA
Coregonus sp. 'balchen' is the source of this 6963-nucleotide messenger RNA. The record is from the annotation of a GenBank genome assembly. NCBI's taxonomy places the organism in Eukaryota, Metazoa, Chordata, Actinopteri, Salmoniformes, Salmonidae.